Messenger RNA from Pleurotus ostreatus (oyster mushroom), 1857 nucleotides. RefSeq lists its product as uncharacterized. Gene Ontology annotation, cellular component: membrane. The coding region runs from base 1 to 1857 and encodes 618 amino acids. The transcript has 11 exons. The record is from RefSeq and is a predicted model, not a curated record. Gene Ontology annotation, biological process: amino acid transmembrane transport. Lineage: Eukaryota; Fungi; Basidiomycota; Agaricomycetes; Agaricales; Pleurotaceae. Gene Ontology annotation, molecular function: amino acid transmembrane transporter activity.
AUGGACCCUUCUACCAGCUCUCCAUCCCCAAAGGGAGCUCUGUAUAAAGUGAAUCAACAGCGGAACUAUGGAGCAAUCUCAAAUCCCUCAAGCCUAUCAAAGGAUUCGAAUUCGAUGAGCAGCGAGUCGAGCAAGUCGAAGGUGCCGUCCAUCGAAGAAACGGUCAUCCCGGUCGGAGCGUUGCCACUUCCACCGGCGGACCAAGAUGCGAGGCGAGGGCUGCAGCGGGGAUUGUCUGCGAGACAGGUGCAGAUGAUAGCCAUUGCUGGGACUAUCGGAACUGGCUUGUUCUUGGGAACUGGACGGUCUUUGGCGCAAGGUGGACCUGGCGCAGUUCUGAUCUGCUACACCCUUAUUGGAUUCAUUGUCUAUGUGACAUUGCUGCUGCUGGGAGAGAUGGCGACUCAGUAUCCUGUUGCUGGGUCGUUCAAUACGUACGCAACACGCUUCUUCUCCCCGUCGUACGGAUUCGCAUUGUCCUGGAACUACUGGUUCAACGAUGCUGUCUCAGUCGCCGGUGAUCUCGUCGCCGCGCAGCUCGUAUUACAGUUCUGGACGACAUGGAACCUCUGGGUCAUCAGCCUCAUAUUCUGGGCAUUCCUGGUCAGCUUGAACGCGAUACAUGUCAAGGCAUAUGGAGAGCUGGAAUACUGGCUCGCCUCUCUCAAAGUGGCGACGAUCUUGGUUUUCAUCAUCUUGGGCAUUCUUGUAAACGUCGGUGUGAACACGGACCACAAAUACAUCGGCGGUAGCAACUGGCGAAUCGAAGGAGCUCCAUUUCGUGGUGGAUUCGGCGGGUUUGCACGCGUGUUCGUCACUGCCAGCUUUGCUUAUGGUGGUACUGAAAGUCUUGGAGUCACCGCCGGCGAGACGAAGAACCCGUCGAGGAACAUGCCUCGCGUGGUGAAAGCUGUCUUCUGGAGGCGACCAUCUGACACGCGGUUUGAUCGCGUCGAUAGAAUUCUCAUCUUCUACGUUCUGAGUAUUCUCCUCAUUGGACUCAAUGUGCCUUGGGAUUAUCCAAAUCUGUCAAACAAGAGCACCACAACCUCGCCGUUUACUAUCAUCUUCGAGAAAGCUGGAUCCACUGUCGCGGCUUCUUUCAUGAACACUGUCAUUCUGACAUCUGUUCUAUCAGCGGGAAACCAUGCGCUUUUCGCCGGCACUCGGGUACUAUACGGUUUGGCAGCGGUCAAUCAAGCGCCUAAAUUGUUCCUCUGGACGACAAGGGCCGGUGUUCCGCUGCCCUCGCUACUUUUGACAAGUAGCAUUAGUGCGUUAUGCUUCGGGAGUAGUUACGUUGGGAGCGGUCAGCUCUGGGGCUGGCUGCAGAAUCUUGUAGGAGUUUCGAACCAGAUUGCAUGGCUAUCAAUAGGUCUAGCGAGUUGGCGAUUCCGGAAGGCAUGGGUAGCACAAGGUCGGUCUCUGGACGAACUGAAGUUCCGUGCUUCUUGGACAUGGCCUUGGGGUCCAUUCUUUGUCAUCAUCACCGUCACUGCGCUCAUUCUCAUCCAGGGAUGGUCUUCCAUCUUCCCCCAUUUCACUGCUGUCGACUUCGUUUCUUUCUAUAUCGAGAUUCCGAUAAUGCUGACGAUGUAUGUCGUGUGGAUGCUCGUUCGCCGGCCAGGGGCAGUCAAACUCGCGCUGCCUACCGAUACAGCAACGAGGGACAAUGCGCGUCCGUCGGGGCGUUCAGGAGGCUGGUGGCAUAGCGACCUCGUCGAUGUACACACAGUGGACUUGAAGCGCGACGAGCACGAAGAGGGCGAGGAAGACAAGGCUGAUGACGAACAGCGGCAGCGGCGGAUGGAGGGCAAGGCCAAGGCGUUAUGGAGAUGUUAUUAUUGGUUUGCAUAA